This is a messenger RNA of Solanum verrucosum, 1105 nucleotides long. Its product is annotated as transcription factor bHLH30-like. Gene Ontology annotation, biological process: regulation of DNA-templated transcription. Gene Ontology annotation, molecular function: protein dimerization activity; DNA-binding transcription factor activity. NCBI's taxonomy places the organism in Eukaryota, Viridiplantae, Streptophyta, Magnoliopsida, Solanales, Solanaceae. The record is from RefSeq and is a predicted model, not a curated record. The transcript has 3 exons. Bases 125 to 1063 code for a protein of 312 amino acids.
UUUCUCUCUCAAAACAACAAACAAAAAAAAUAAAAAUAAAAAAUCUUAGUUCAUCACCAUUCUACAUCAAAGCAAAGCAAAGUGUAUUGAAGAACAAGUAGUAGUCCAUCAAGUACAACAAACAAUGCAUCCACAAAGUUUCAUGAACCCGGUUCACUUCCAAAGCAACUCUGAAAUGUUACCAUGGUCAAUUCCACCGGUUCAACCUUUUUUGAACCCGGUUCACCACCAUGAUCAGUCAUUUCUCCUCCCUCCUUCACCAACGGCUUACGGUUUAUUCAAUCGUAACACUACAAUGGACCAACAACACCUCCGGUUCAUCUCAGAUAGUUUAGUAGGUCAAGUGGUUCAUCAUCAUAAUCAACCCGGUUCAAUAGCACCAUUUGGUUUACAAGCUGAGUUACAAAAAAUGAGUGCUCAAGAAAUAAUGGAUGCCAAGGCAUUGGCUGCAUCUAAAAGUCAUAGUGAAGCUGAAAGAAGACGUAGAGAAAGAAUCAAUAAUCAUCUUGCUAAAUUGAGAAGCCUUCUUCCUAAUACUACUAAAACAGACAAAGCUUCAUUGCUAGCAGAAGUGAUACAACAUGUGAAAGAGUUAAAAAGACAAACAUCCUUAAUAUCAGAAACAAGUCUUGUCCCAACUGAAAUUGAUGAAUUAACAGUUGACAAUGCAACAUCUGAUGAAGAUGGUAAGUUUUUAAUAAAGGCCUCUUUGUGUUGUGAAGACAGAUCUGACCUUUUACCUGAUUUAAUCAAGACAUUGAAAGCACUAAGGUUAAAAACAUUAAAAGCUGAAAUUACAACACUUGGUGGACGUGUUAGAAAUGUGUUGUUUAUAACCGGAGACGAUUAUUAUUGUGAUGAUAGCAAUAAUAAUCGAGAUCAUAUAGAUCCGUGUACAAGUGGAGACGAUGAAGAUACUCAGAUGAUGCAACAACAACCACAGUAUUGUAUAAGUUCAAUACAAGAAGCACUUAAAGCUGUGAUGGAGAAAUCAAGUGGUGAUGAUUCUGCUUCAACAAGUGUUAAGAGACAAAGAACUAACAAUAUCAACAUCCUUUCUUAAAUUACUUCUUUUCCUUUUAUGUGUGUGUUUUUUUUUUUGUUU